AUGUCUGAGCGCAACCCCAGACGAGUGGCCAUCAUAGUGGUGUCUCUGCUGGCCCAUGUGGCUGCCAUGGUGUUCAACACGCUGGCCUCCAUUGGUGAAGAAACAGGUAUCUUCAUGCAUAGUACAGAGGAUAUCACACAGAAGUAUGAGACAGCCAUCACACCGGCGAGAUGGUCUUUCUUCAUGUGGGACUUCACCUAUAUCUGGUUGCUCUGUAUGCAUAUUUAUCUCAUAACAGGACUCUACCGAAGAAGUGCUUCCUGGAUGUAUGCAACCCCUGGUGUGCUACCAUAUGCAUUCCAUUUCAUCCUGAUAACAAAUAUCGCCAUGAAUAUCACCUAUCUCUUCUUGUACGACAGGGAGUAUUUGUUGGCCUCACUGGUUUUGUCUGCAACGAUGGCCUUCACAAACUGCCUUCUCAUAUUCUUCUCCUGUUACGGAAUUAAGGUGUACGGCGCCUGGUUAAACAAGCAUCAUUCCCUUGACCUUUGGCUCUUCCGCAUUUGGGUUCAAAAUGGGGUGGCCUUGUAUGCAACAUACACAAGCAUCGGCACUCUCUUAAAAUUGACGAUGGUGCUAGACACUGACACGACAAUGUCCAAAUCCAACUCUGCCAUCACCUCACUGUCUCUCCUGCUCGCUGGAAUCCUUAUCUGGUUCGUGGUGGAGAACUUCCUGUUGGAGAGUCAUUUCCGCUACAUCCUGACCGUCUAUCCCGUGGUGAUCCUGGUGCUGGCGGGAAUUAUCUCCCACCCAUCUCCCCCAGGCCCUAAUGAUGUUGUUUCAGCGGUGUUCCUGGGCAUCACCUGUGUUCUACUGGUGGUCCGGAUAGCUCUGGUGGUGUGGCGGCACUGCAACCAACCCCUGUACCGGCCUGACAUGCCUGUCAUGUCCCCCAUGGACCUGGUCAGGACACAGAACCGGAUGUUCUUUUGAAGAUGUGGUGCCUGAGAAGAGAAAAACUAAACUAAUACACAUUUUGGAUGGAUGGGAUUGCAGAAAUGGGUGUUCUUUUCCAAGAACCAAGACUGUUUUUUUUAUUAUUUGAAGAGAUUACAGAGCCAUGUGUUUUUA
Engraulis encrasicolus (European anchovy) is the source of this 1074-nucleotide messenger RNA. RefSeq lists its product as uncharacterized. Bases 1 to 936 code for a protein of 311 amino acids. The transcript is spliced from 7 exons. The record is from RefSeq and is a predicted model, not a curated record. NCBI's taxonomy places the organism in Eukaryota, Metazoa, Chordata, Actinopteri, Clupeiformes, Engraulidae.